Messenger RNA from Conger conger (European conger), 1554 nucleotides. RefSeq names its product glycogen synthase kinase binding protein (gene gbp). Gene Ontology annotation, cellular component: cytoplasm. The transcript has a single exon. Bases 109 to 594 code for a protein of 161 amino acids. Lineage: Eukaryota; Metazoa; Chordata; Actinopteri; Anguilliformes; Congridae. The record is from RefSeq and is a predicted model, not a curated record.
CGUUGAGCGGCGUGGUGAGGGUAGGAGCAGACUUAACAACCCCAUUCAUUUAAAAAAUAAUCUCCCAAAGAUUAUUUGAAAAAAAAAAAAAAAAAACGAAACAAAGAAAUGCCUUGUCGAAAGGAGAAAUACAUUCUUUUAGAACAGUCCGUCACCGUGGAUUCAAAAGAGGUGGACGCUCUUGUUACUAAAAUCGGCGAAGCAUUGCAGCUACAUAACAAUGCGAGCGUUAAUCAAAAGGCGAUGUCAUGUCUUCAUAGCCACAACAGCAACGGUAGUAGCAACGCAAAACAGACAAACAGUACCGCGACACUGCAAAGGCGAACUGGGUGCUGUAUUCGACUCCGAAAUCGAGGACUACGAAGCCGGGCCAGUCCAUACAACGUACCAGGAUCCAGUGAUCAGGAAUGGGAUCGAUUUAAAUCAUGGAACCGAAAGACGGCUGACGUUUCAAAAGAAGAAGACGAUCCCCAUCAGUUGCUCCAGGAAUUGAUUUUGUCUGGGAAUCUCAUUAAAGAGGCAGUCAGGCGACUGCAGUUCACUGCGUCGGAACGUGCAGAUCAUUCAAACUCGACCGACAGUAUGCAAUACUAAUGGGACGAGACUAUUUCAUGAAAUGCCAUCUUCAACGUUAAUGACAUGGUGGACUGGUGGAUAAGGACAUGGGAGUGAACAAAGAAACUUAAGUUGGCUGCCUGGACCGGAGACAAAUGUCCUAGCUAGCGAGCGAGCUAGACUAUCUUCAUAAGACUAAAUGUUUAAUGUAGGUAAUGCUAGCGAAUAACAAUGCCAUGCCAACGAGCUAGCUACCUCCUUAGCUACACGUGAAUGCUAAAGAUACUGGCUAGUUAGUUGGCGUGCUCAAACAUUUAGGUGAUUUCUACAAAUUGUUUCAGUUGUUAUUUUGUCUUUUAAAAUAAAUAUCUAGCUAUGUUUAAACUUUUUUUUUUUUUUUUUUUUUUCAUUUUGAACCUAUUCUGGGUUGUUAGCACGCUAGCUAAUCAGCCAACCCCUUUCCCAGGUCUGGGUAGCUGGCACGCCAGCAGGCGAACUUAGUUUGAGAAUAACACUGGCCUUGUUUACAGUAUGAGUUAUCAGGGCGCCUGCUACCUGUAUUUGUUUAGGCUCGCUAAAUUUAAGCGCCCCGCCCCAAGGUCUUCUAAAGCCAACCAUCCCUGGAGUGCACUCAAGAAAGCGAUGAUUUCACUAUCUGGACACAUUUGCCUCAUCUCCGUCGUUGGAACGUCGACCUCCACUGAAGAAGAGGGGGAGGGGGGGCUUGCCAUUUCCAAGACUUAACUGACGUUUCUCAGAACAGAGUGGCCCAAAACAACGGUGGGCUGGACUACGUAGUAGGGGGCUGUGGCCAUAAAGCUGUAUUUUUUUUUGGUGCUUGACCUUUCGAAUUCCGUCGUGGGGUUCAACGGAUUUUGUUUUGUAUUCUGUAAGGUAAUUGACUGUACACUUCGCAACGAAGUAUUUUUUUUUAAACACGUUUCCUGAUUUUUUUUCAGGGCUUCGGUGUCUUAGCUUAAUAAACACGGUGUUUUGCAA